Messenger RNA from Symbiodinium pilosum, 165 nucleotides. Lineage: Eukaryota; Dinophyceae; Suessiales; Symbiodiniaceae. The record is from the annotation of a GenBank genome assembly.
GUCGGCCUUGGCUACAAGCUGGGAAGAGUGCACAUCGGUUCUUGCGACUUCUCCUUGGGCAACUGGACCUGCGGAGAUCUGGCAGAUGGAGAUGCAGAGCUGAAAGGCUUCAGCCUGGACCACUACAAGACCAGCAUCCUUCCGGCGAUCCACGAUGCCGCGAAG